This is a messenger RNA of Saccharomyces paradoxus, 2805 nucleotides long. It is a transcript of the gene SEC21, whose product is annotated as coatomer subunit gamma. The record is from RefSeq and is a predicted model, not a curated record. NCBI's taxonomy places the organism in Eukaryota, Fungi, Ascomycota, Saccharomycetes, Saccharomycetales, Saccharomycetaceae. The transcript has a single exon. The coding region runs from base 1 to 2805 and encodes 934 amino acids. Gene Ontology annotation, cellular component: Golgi membrane; endoplasmic reticulum-Golgi intermediate compartment; endoplasmic reticulum. Gene Ontology annotation, molecular function: structural molecule activity. Gene Ontology annotation, biological process: protein secretion; endoplasmic reticulum to Golgi vesicle-mediated transport; intra-Golgi vesicle-mediated transport.
AUGUCUGCACAUACUUACAAGAAGUUUGAAAACUCGACCUCGGGGGAUUUGCCUGACAAAAUGACCAUUUAUCAGGACUGUAUGAACACGUUUAACGAAUCACCUGUCAAUUCCAAGAGAUGUCGUUUGCUGAUUUCUCGCUUGCUGAGACUCUUGGCUCAGGGUGAAACCUUUCCACAAAAUGAAGCUACUGCAUUAUUUUUCUCCAUCUCCAAAUUAUUUCAACAUCAGAACGAUCCUUUAAGGCAGGCUGUUUAUUUGGCAAUUAAGGAAUUGAGCGGCAUUUCAGAAGAUGUGCUGAUGGCUACUUCUUCAAUCAUGAAAGACGUUCAGAACGGUUCAGAUUUAAUUAAGCCUGACGCUAUUAGAUCACUGACUUAUGUCUUGGAUGAAUCUACCGCUUUUUCCGCUGAAAGAUUGUUGAAAAGUGCCGUGGUAAGCAGACACCCUUCAAUCUCUUCAGCAGCAUUAUGUACCUCCUACCAUUUGCUACCCAUUUCAGAAGUCACUAUCAGAAGAUUUACAAACGAAACUCAAGAAGCUGUUCUGGAUUUGAAACAGUUUCCAAAUCAACAUGGUAAUAGUGAAUAUUAUCCAAACUCCACUUAUAUUUCUCAGUAUCAUGCUCUUGGGUUGCUUUAUCAACUAAAGAAAACCGACAAAAUGGCGUUACUAAAAUUGGUUAGACAUUUUUCUGAAAACAAUUCUAUGAAAAAUCAAUUGGCCAAGGUAGAAUUGGUCAAGAUUGUCAAUGAUUUGAUUUAUAGGGAUCCUCAAUUAUUUAAUCAAUUCAGACCACUUUUAUCUGAUUGGCUAUCCAACAAAUUCGAAUCUGUUCAGUUGGAAACAGCAAAAUUGAUCACUUCUUUCGCUACUCGUAAUUCUCGCUUAGUGGCUCCAGAGUUAUAUGCAGCUGCUAUCAGUGCUUUGCAGUCCUUACUAACUGUUCCUCGUGUUUCUUCUAGAUUUGCUGCAUUGAGAAUCCUAAACAGGAUAUCCAUGCUUUCACCUGAAAAGAUUGUUGUUUGUAAUCCUGAAUUAGAGUCCUUGAUCAAUGAUUCUAAUAGAAAUAUUUCUACUUAUGCCAUCACCACUUUAUUGAAGACAGGAACUUCCAAAAAUAUUUCGUCUCUGAUUUCGACCAUUACUAAUUUUAUCCAUGAUGUCAGUGAUGACUUUAAGAUUAUUAUUAUCGACGCCGUUCGUACUUUAUCUUUGAAUUUCCCACAGGAAUGGAAGUCAAUUUUGAACUUCUUAAUCGACGUCUUGAAAAACAGUGAGGGUGGAUUCAAAUUUAAAAACAGUAUUGUUGAAGCAUUGAUUGAUAUUGUUUCAUUCGUUCCACAGUCUAAGGAACUUGCCUUAGAAAACUUGUGUGAUUUCAUCGAGGAUUGUGAAUUCAACGAAAUAUUAGUAAGAAUAUUACAUCUUUUGGGUAAAGAGGGUCCAUCUGCUCCAAAUCCAUCAUUAUAUGUUAGACAUAUUUAUAACAGAGUAGUGUUGGAGAAUUCUAUUAUUAGAUCUGCUGCUGUAGUAGCUUUAUCUAAAUUUGCCUUGACAAAGAACGAUCCUACCUUAUACGAAUCAAUCAUAAGUUUGUUAAAGAGAAUCGCUAAUGAUAAAGACGAUGAAGUCAGAGACAGAGCUACCAUUGCACUAGAAUUCAUUUAUUCGGCUAGGAAUAAAGAAGAUAUUACAGCUCAAAAUCUAAUUGAGUCCAAAUAUUAUUACGAUAUUCCAUCAUUGGAGUCCAAAUUAAAUUCUUACAUUUCCUCAAAUACUGAUUCGUUUGCGACUGCAUUUGAUGUUAAUCAAGUCCGUAAGUUUACUGAGGAUGAAAUGAAGGCAAUAAAUUUGAAGAGGAAGCAAGAACAAAUUUUCAAUCAAAAGUCUGAAACAACUUUGGAUACUACUCCAGAGACAGACAAUGUUUCGGAAAAAAGAGCUGAUGCUAAUUCCUUUGCUGGUCCAAACUUGGACGACCAUCAAGAAGAUCUACUAGCUACUAAGUAUGCUGACGAAUUGCUAUCCAUUGAACAAAUCAAACCAUUUGGUCAAUUGGUAAAUAGUUCCAGGGCUAUCUCAUUGACUGAGCCAGAAGCCGAAUUCGUUGUACGCGGUGUCAAACAUCUCUUCAAGGACAAUGUUGUUUUACAAUUCAAUAUUACAAAUACUCUGACGGAUAUUGCCCUAGACAAUGUUUCUGUUGUUUGUACCCCUGAAAUUUCCGACGAGGCUGAAUUAGAAGAGCUAUUUACCCUACAAGUGGACAGACUAUUACCAUCUGAGGAGGCUGCUUGUUAUGUUGCAUUCAAAAAACUCGACGAAAUCGUAAUGGAAGGUUUCUUGAAUAACCUAACAUUCACUACAAAAGAAAUAAAUCCCGACACAAAUAAACCAUUUGAAGGUGAUGAAGGUUUCCAAGAUGAAUAUGAAAUCGAUUCAAUUUUCUUGAAUGCUGGGGACUAUAUUAAGAGUUCUUUCACAGGCAACUUCUCCGCUACAUUUGAUGAAUUGCCAUGCGAAGAAAUUGCUGUUUUCAACAUUCAAGAAGAUCUGUCCAUACAAGAAGUUAUAGAUAAAAUUAUUCUAAACAGUAGCUGUUUGCCAGUGGAAAGCACCCAAUUUGCUCCAAGUGAUUCGAACUCUCACAUCUUGAAAUUAUUUGGUAAGAGCGCCUUAACUGGCUCUAAAGUAGCCCUACAAAUUAAGAUGAUCAAGAGUUCGAAAGGUCUUGCUUUGAAAGUUCAAGGUAAAGGUGAAGACAGCUUAUUAUGUUCUGACCUGGUGAAUGGUCUAAUGUAG